Messenger RNA from Penicillium longicatenatum, 1020 nucleotides. Its product is annotated as LysM peptidoglycan-binding domain-containing protein. The transcript has 2 exons. Lineage: Eukaryota; Fungi; Ascomycota; Eurotiomycetes; Eurotiales; Aspergillaceae. The coding region runs from base 1 to 1020 and encodes 339 amino acids. The record is from RefSeq and is a predicted model, not a curated record.
AUGAAGAUUCUUUUUAUACUCUGGGGAAUGCUGCGGCUGUUCAAGAUAGCAGCCGCCCUAUCUCCAAAUGUACGAUCUACAUCAAGCGUGCCAGAAGAAACCAGUGACGGUUACUGUUAUACUUAUGUCGUUCAAUCCUUUUCCGAUACUUGCAACAGUAUUGCCUCAGAAUAUGGUCUUACCAAAGCUGAGAUUGAGAAGUAUAACAGCGACACCUGGGGCUGGACAGAUUGUGACGGGAUCUACCAAGGGGACAUCAUCUGCCUGAGCUCAGGUGAGCCUCCUUUGCCUGUGGCUCUUCCUCAAGCCACUUGUGGUCCCCAGGUUCCGGGUACAGCGAGACCGAAGAACUAUUCCGACCUAUCUUCUCUGAACCCAUGUGCUACUGGUUGUUGUAUUAUCACAGGUAAAUGUGCUACCGCAGAAGACGGAGACUCAGGUUUAUGCAGAACGAGCAGUUGCAUCUCCGGCUGUGAUACCACAUCAGUCAGCACCAAAUCAGCCAAGAGUACCAGCACCACCUCUUCAACCAUAACUACCAGCACCGCCUCAACCAAGAGCAUCGCUACCGAAAAAUCGACUGGUACCACUGAACACACAACCUCAAGCAGUACUAGAACCACCGCAGCAGCCCCAACAGGAACAGGCCUCUGGACCCUUGCCGCCUACACCGGACAAACCUGCAACGGCGACUAUUACGUGCUAACGGGGACCAGCUUAACAAACACGGAAUGUCUCAGCCUCCACGGCGGUCUUAGCCUUGAGAUGACGGACGGCGUUUCCUGUGGAUAUUACACCGACGGGGGCUCUACUUAUGCAGACUGUGACUCAAGUCCAGAACUGAAGAUCUGGUCGUGGAGUAUAUCCGGGGGCAGCUGUGUGGCUUUUGAAGAAAGCUGUAGUAAUUCCGGUUCGAAUAUUGUGGAUCUCUACGAUCAGUCUACUGGCUGUCAGGAGUCGACGAUGUAUCAUCCGCAUUACUAUAUGACUUGGCGCUCGUUGAAGUGUCAGGUUUCUUGA